This is a messenger RNA of Moesziomyces antarcticus, 1677 nucleotides long. RefSeq names its product mitochondrial carrier. NCBI's taxonomy places the organism in Eukaryota, Fungi, Basidiomycota, Ustilaginomycetes, Ustilaginales, Ustilaginaceae. The record is from RefSeq and is a predicted model, not a curated record. Bases 1 to 1677 code for a protein of 558 amino acids. The transcript has 3 exons. Gene Ontology annotation, biological process: transmembrane transport.
AUGUCGCUGUUCGCCAGGAUCGCUUCUCUUUCGUCCUCUCAACGCUUGACCGGGGCAUCAAGCCGAACCGCACAUCUCGCUGCGUCGACCAAGAAAGGAUUACAACAGCAACACGACGCUGCGUUACCGGUGCGCAAAGCAAAAGGUAUCGAUCCCGGCCCACAGCAACGGUCGCUCCGCGCAUCGCACUGCUUUCCAUCCAGCAGCAGCAAGCAGCAGCAGCAGCAGCAGCAGCAGCAGCAGCAUAGUGCGGGCACCAUGGUCGCAGCAGAUUCGGCGUCGUGGGCCGGGCUUACCCGCUCGAGCCAGGCAUCCACGUCGGCAGCCACACUCGAGAGCUUCCUCGACACCGCAGCCUCACUCGUCUCGCAAGCAGCACCCAAGCUCGACACGCCCCCAAUAGCGCGCUUCUCCCCCGGUGCACGCACUACCGCAGCAUCCGCGUCCACAGCAGCGGCAAUCAGCAACCCGACCGAGGUUGCUCGUGCCCGUGCCUACCAACAGGUCCACAGCUCCGACAGCUCCACCACCACCCCCUCCUACACAUCCACCGUCUCCAGCUCCUCAUACAAAGACGAGCACGAGGACGAAGGCGAACACCAUGCACACACAGCAACGAACCACGCGUUUCUGAUCACCUACUUUGUCGCUGGCGGUGCUGCGGGCGCCACCUCGCGCACUGUCGUCUCGCCCCUCGAGCGGCUCAAGAUCAUCAUGCAGGUGCAACCGCAAUCGUCCAAAGCCGCCUCUUCAGCGAAAGGCAAGCUCUCGUCCACGGCCAAGAAUCGCGCGUACGGAGGCGUCUGGACGGGGCUGGUCAAAAUGUGGCAGGAGGAAGGAUUUGCAGGCUUCAUGCGCGGCAACGGCAUCAACUGCCUGCGCAUCGCGCCUUACUCGGCCGUCCAGUUCACCACCUACGAGCUCUGCAAGUCGUGGCUGCGCAACGGCGAUGGUGACCUCGACGUUGUGCGCAAGCUCGGCGCAGGCGCCGUGGCGGGCAUCGCGAGUGUGGUGUCGACCUAUCCGCUGGACCUGGUGCGUUCGAGGAUCAGCAUCGCCUCUGCCAACAUGUACAACGAGGCCAAGAGCGAGGCGACUUCGCAAGUCAGUGCCAAGGUGUCGCAGGAGGUGCUGAGGGAACAGAUCGCGGCGCGCCAAAAGGCAGUGCCGGGCAUCUGGCAGAUGACCUCGAAAGUGUACCGCGAGGAAGGAGGGCUGCGCGGCCUGUAUCGCGGCUGCGUACCUACCUCGAUCGGCGUCGCUCCGUACGUGGCGCUCAAUUUCUACUUUUACGAAGCCGCACGCAAGCGCAUCACCCCGCUCGACGGGUCAGAGCCUUCGGCGCUGAUGAAGCUCGCAUGCGGUGCACUCGCCGGCUCGAUCUCGCAGACCGUCACGUAUCCCCUCGACGUACUGCGCCGAAGGAUGCAGGUGGCAGGUAUGAAGGACAGCCAGGAAAGGCUUGGGUACAAGGAUAAGAACGCCAUCAACGCCAUCCAGAACAUCCUCAAGGCCGAAGGCAUCACGGGCCUCUACAGGGGCCUGCUACCCAACCUGCUCAAGGUGGCGCCGAGCAUCGGGACGUCGUUCUUGACCUACGAGGCCGUCAAGGGAUUCCUCGAAGUGCACUUUGACGAACUGCAUCCGCCUACACCCAAGGAAACUUCCACGCACUAA